GGCAAAAGCGCGUCCAUAUGGUAAAGAUUAGGGCGGGGCAAGUGGAACGCAUGUUACGUUACUGCGAGGAAAGUGUGGGCAGGCCCGCCCAACUUGCUAUAUAAACCGACCUCGCCUUCCCACUUCCUCUCGUCCAUUGCAUGCAUUGAUUGCCCUCUGCUUUGUUUCCAAGAGAGAAAAGAGCCAGAGCCACUCACUGCCUUUCAUUGCCCUUCAUAGGUAGCCCUCCAUUGCCCCUGUUUUAGACCUAUUGUUUGAUAUUGGCUUUGAAUUUAUUGGGUAGUAGUUGCUCUAGUGCUCUUUCUUGAACCGAAAACCUCUUUUGGGUAUUGGUUUCAUCCCUUUCUAGGUCUCUCUGAAUUGGUUCUGUUUUUUUUGGCCUUUUCUUGGGCUCCCUGUAUUGGUUUGUUCACUUUCUUGGGUUCUCUGUAUUGGGCUCAAGUCGGUUGAUUGGGUUUGUAUUGAUUGGGCUUGUGCAGUUGGGUUCUGGUUCAUUGGGUCUGUAAGUCAUCUGUAAAACCACCCAAGAAAGCUAUAUUGGAAUAUCAGUUGGGUGUUUUGGUUUCGUGGGCUGUUCUGUUUCUCAUUGGUUUUGGGUUGUGGUGUGUUUUUUCCCUUGCAUGCGAGUUUUCUGUUGUUAGGGUUGUGGUGAGAGAUCUGUGAAUAGAACAGGGAGUAGGGUACUGUUUGGUAUAGUAGAGGGGGAGCCGAGGCUGCGGCCUCGGCGGCUUUAAAAGCCCCCCAGCCGUGAGACGCGCGGUGUAGAGACCAAGCAGGAAGAGAUGCCGCCCCUGGCUUGCGUGAAUUCUGUGGAAGCUCCCCAUCCCCAUAUCCACACCCAUCCUCAUUCAAAUUCCAGCCAUUAUGCCUUUGUCCGCAUGCCCGGGGAAGGCUCUCUUCCUGCUGGUGACCCCACUCUGUACAAUCCGGGCCUGCCCAUAUCCCUGCCCUGGUCCGCGUCCCACUCAUCGGCGCUUUAUGGAGUAGACGGUUGGGGAGCGCCCUACUUCAAGGUGAACGAGAGCGGGAAUGUCGCCGUCCGACCGCACGGGGCCCGCACCCUUCCCUGGGAGGAGAUCGAUGUGAUGAAGGUCGUCAAGAAAGCCGUUGGGCCCAAGUCGGCAGGAGGGCUGGGGAUGGCCACUCCGCUCAUCAUUAGAUUCCCGGACGUGCUGCGCCACAGGCUCGAGGCCCUGCAAUGUGCCUUCAACGCCGCCAUAGCCAUGCAGAGGUAUGAUUCCCAUUUUCAAGGAGUUUACCCCGUCAAGUGCAACCAGGACCGUUAUGUGGUAGAAAACAUUGUGGAGUUCGGAAAGGAAUUUGCCUUUGGUCUAGAGGCUGGGUCAAAGCCCGAGCUGCUCCUCACCAUGGCCUGUCUCUGUAAAGGGAACCCCAAGGCAUUGCUCAUCUGCAAUGGGUACAAGGAUGAGGAGUACGUCUCCCUUGCUCUGGUCGCACGGAGCCUGAAUUUCAACACCGUGAUUGUCCUAGAACAAGUCGAAGAGCUGGAUGUGGUGAUUUCUGCGAGUCAGAAACUGUCGGUGAGACCUGUAAUAGGAAUCCGUGCCAAGCUCCGGACCAAGCACGCUGGCCACUUUGGGGGCACAUCCGGUGAGAAGGGCAAAUUCGGGCUAACAACCCUGGAGAUUCUGAAUGUUGUGAAAAAACUUAAGGCCGCUGAUAUGCUUGACUGUCUCCAGCUGCUGCACUUCCACAUCGGAUCCCAGAUCCCGUCGGUGGCCCUGCUCAACGACGGCGUCAGUGAAGCCGCCUUCAUCUACUGCGAAUUGGCCAAGCUGGGGACAAACAUGAGAAUCAUUGACAUUGGAGGCGGUCUCGGCAUCGACUACGACGGAACCAAAUCGGGAUCUUCCGAUAUGUCGGUGGCCUAUACCUUGGAAGAAUACGCCAGCACGGUCGUAACGGCCGUGAAAACGGCCUGUGACCAGAAAGGCGUGUGUCAUCCCGUGCUGUGCAGCGAGAGCGGCAGGGCGCUCGUUUCUCACCACUCUCUUCUAAUCUUCGACGUGGUGUCCGUCGACCAGAAAACCACCUCCGGGCUGGACUUCGACCAGGACGGGAUUCCGGAUGAACUGGCGGCUGAAUACAAAUCACUGGAGGCGUUGGCCCUAAUUGGGGAUUACCCACGUAGCCUGGUGUGUGCUGAUCGGAUGAAAAUCAAGGCUGUCGACUUGUUCAAGGAAGGCCGACUCGGGCUGCAACAACUGGCCAUGGUGGACGGACUCUGCGACACCUUGUAUCCCGCCAGACCAGCAGUUUGCCAUGUGAACCUUUCAAUCUUCACCUCCAUACCGGAUUACUGGGCGAUUGGUCAGCUCUUUCCCGUUAUGCCAAUUCACAAGCUCACGGAGAAGCCCACCGUGCAGGCUAUUCUGUCGGAUCUCACUUGCGACAGCGACGGCAAAAUCGACACUUUUAUAGGAGGAGCUGGGUCCGGUGGGCCGGGUGGGCCGGGUGGAUUGCCCGUUCAUUCAUUGACCUCAGGCGAGGAGCCAUAUUAUCUGGGAAUGUUUCUAGGUGGGGCGUAUCAAGAGGCUCUGGGUGGUCUGCACAAUCUGUUUGGUACUCCGAAUGUGGUCCACGUGGUUCAGAGCAAUGGACCUCAUUGUUUCGCCAUUACCAGAGCUCUGCCAGGUCAGACCAUGGCCGAUGUUCUGGCUUUGAUGAUGCAUGAACCUCACAUGAUGUUCGACUCCCUUAAGUGCCGUAUUGAAGAUUCACUCUCCUCGCUCUCUCUUCCUGAUGAUCACUGCACCUCCGCCCUCACCUCCAUUGCCAACGCCUUCCAUGGUCUGCCUUAUCUGUCCUCUGUUUCUGCACCCGAAGCUGACGAAUUCUAUGAUGAUCACUGGUCUCACUGAAAAUAGCCCAAAUCUAGGAAGUUUUUACAUUUAUUUCUUAUGUUAUUACAUUUUUGAUUCUCACCAAGGUUGUGAUUUGAUGAUGAUCUUGAUGCUUUAGUAUGUCAAUGUCAUGUUUUAGUGUGAUCGAGCCUUGUAAAGGAAUACAAGUGUGAUUAGCUUUUGUCA
Molecule: messenger RNA, 3050 nt
Organism: Cryptomeria japonica (Japanese cedar)
Lineage: Eukaryota; Viridiplantae; Streptophyta; Pinopsida; Cupressales; Cupressaceae
Product: arginine decarboxylase
Exons: 1
Coding region: 783-2882 (699 amino acids)
Biological process (GO): spermidine biosynthetic process; L-arginine catabolic process
Molecular function (GO): arginine decarboxylase activity
Source: RefSeq, a predicted model, not a curated record